Messenger RNA from Sphaeroforma arctica JP610, 315 nucleotides. RefSeq lists its product as hypothetical. Lineage: Eukaryota; Ichthyosporea; Ichthyophonida. The transcript is spliced from 2 exons. The annotation marks the transcript as partial. The record is from RefSeq and is a predicted model, not a curated record.
UCGCUGUUGGUACAGACAUUCGCGUACAAGGGAAGAGUUUACGACAUACCCCGAAAUCUGGUUGUAAUAUUCGUCACGUCGCAAACAGUGUCGUUAAUUCCCUCGUCGUUGGCUGACUUGUGCAUGCUGACUGUGGAUCACUAUGGCCAGGAUCAUCUGCCAUUUGAUUGGAGACAGUUCGGCACCCCUAAUGCUCUAUUGUGGGACCCUUACUACGAGACUAUAUAUCGUUCCGAUUGGAAACAGUUCGGCACACCCGGCACCCUGGUAUGGAAUCUUCACAACGCGGUUUGGGGAUGUUUUAUACUGUCGUAA